AUGGCUGCUGUGGGGACCGGGUUACGAAGUGAAUCUGGCAUUCUCUGGAAAGAAAACCUUGCUGCUUACUUGGUGUGUCCCGAAUGCAGGGAAACGCCUCCCAAUCUUGUAACCCCGGAUUCUCAUGAAACCAUCUGUGGAACCUGUGGACUCGUCUUGGCAGACCGAGAGAUUGACCAACAUUCUGAAUGGCGCACCUUCUCGAACGAUGAUCAAAACAAUGAUGACCCUUCUCGUGUUGGAGAUGCCGUGAAUCCUCUCCUAAAUGGUAACCAGCUUGAGACUCAAAUUUCAUAUGGUGUUGGAGGUUCUCGAAGUCGGGAUUUGCACCGUGCACAGAACAAAAUGUCCAGUGAGAAGACUAAUAAAACUUUACUGGCGGCGUACAAGGAAAUUGGUGCACUCUGUGACGGGUUCAACAUCCCGAAAAACGUUGCCGAUACUGCCAAGUACUUGUUCAAAAUUGUGGAUGACGCAAAGGCAUUCAAGGGGAAGUCGCAGGAUGUGAUCAUUGCGGGCUGUAUCUUCAUUGCCUGUCGCCAGUGCAAAGUUCCUCGUACCUUCACGGAGAUUUUUGCCGUGACACGGGUUACGAAGAAGGAAAUCGGGCGGAUCUAUAAGGCUCUUGAAAAGUUUUUCACUGCCCAGAACCUGGAGCGAAUCAAUUCCGUGGUUUCCAGUGGCGGCGUUCCUGACCCCAACGAGACUUACACUGCCACAACCUCCACCAAGCCUAGCGACCUCUGCAACAGGUUUUGCAAUCUGCUCGAUCUUCCCUUCCAAGUUACCAACGUGUCUUCUGCGUUGGCUGACCGAGUUACAUCCACUGGUGAGCUUGCCGGUCGGUCUCCAUUAUCUAUCGUGGCAGCGUCGAUCUACAUGGCUUCCUUUUUGAUGGGUCAGGGAAAAUCUGCCAAGGAGAUCUCCACCGUUGCGCAUGUUAGCGAUGGGACGAUCCGGGGAGCCUACAAGCAAAUCUAUGCUGAGAGAGAGCGACUCAUUGACCCCGCUUGGAUCAAGGAUGGUAAAGGUGACAUGAAAAAUCUUCCUCCCAGCUAG
This is a messenger RNA of Paracoccidioides brasiliensis Pb18, 1059 nucleotides long. RefSeq names its product transcription factor TFIIB. Gene Ontology annotation, cellular component: transcription preinitiation complex; nucleus. The transcript has 2 exons. Gene Ontology annotation, molecular function: RNA polymerase II general transcription initiation factor activity; TBP-class protein binding. The coding region runs from base 1 to 1059 and encodes 352 amino acids. The record is from RefSeq and is a predicted model, not a curated record. Gene Ontology annotation, biological process: transcription preinitiation complex assembly; transcription initiation at RNA polymerase II promoter.